CAGAGAGAGAGAGAGAGAGAGAGAGAGAGAGAGAAAUAGCAAUGGGGAAGGUGAAGGGAAAGCAUCGUCUUGACAAGUACUACCACCUCGCCAAAGAGCACGGCUACCGCUCCCGUGCCUCAUGGAAGCUUCUCCAGCUCGACGCCAAGCACUCCUUCCUCCACUCCUCCCACGCCGUCCUCGAUCUCUGCGCCGCCCCCGGCGGUUGGAUGCAAGUCGCCGUCCAGCGCGUCCCCGUCGGCAGCCUCGUCGUCGGCGUCGACUUAGUCCCCAUCGCCCCCAUCCGCGGCGCCUUCUCCAUCCAGCAGGACAUCACCAGGACCGAGUGCGUCGCCAAACUCAGGCGGCUCAUGAAGGAGCAAGGCUGCUCCGCCUUCGAUUUGGUCCUUCACGAUGGCUCCCCAAACGUCGGUGGAGCUUGGUCGUCGGAAGCUACGUCGCAGAAUGCUUUGGUUAUUGACUCGGUGAAGCUCGCCACUCAGCUCUUGGCUCCCAAGGGCACAUUUGUCACCAAGAUUUUCAGGUCACAAGAUUAUAAUGCAGUCUUGUUUUGCCUUAAGGAGUUAUUUGAGAAGGUUGAACAGUAUAAACCAUCAGCUAGUCGUAGUGCGUCUGCGGAGACAUAUCUCUUGGGUUUUAAGUACAAAGCUCCUGCAAAGAUUGAUCCUCGGCUACUUGAUAUGAAGCAUCUGUUUAAAGCAGUGGAACCUCCAAAGAAGGUGGUGGACGUACUAAGAGGAACAAAACAAAAAAGACACCGUGAUGGGUACGAAGACGGAGACACAAUUUUGAGGAAAGUGUCUUCAGCUGCUGACUUCAUUUGGUCUGAGAAUCCUCUUGAUAUUCUUGGAUCUGUUACUUCCAUAACAUUUGAUGAUGCAUCUUUGCCCAUUAAGGAUCAUGCUUUGACAACAGAUGAGGUUAAAAUUCUAUGUGAUGAUCUGCGUGUCUUGGGGAAGCAAGAUUUCAAGCAUCUAUUGAAGUGGCGAGUGCAGAUAAAGAAGGCCUUGUCUCCUUCUGAGAAAGCUGUUGUUACUACUGCCCCCGAUGUUGGAAAGGAAAAUAAGGAGGCUGAUGAUGACAGAAUACUAAAUGAAAUGGAAGAGCUUACAAAUGCAAUGGAGCGCAAGAAGAAACGAGAAAAGAAGCUUCAAGCCAAGAAACGUGCUCAGGACAAGGUUCGGAAGGCAACAGGGAUGCAAAUAGAUGCAAUGCAAGAUGGUUAUACAGAUGAUAAUCUGUUUUCUCUAUCUGCAAUCAAGGGUAAGAAAGAUCUUGUAGCGAUUGAUUCCACUGAAUAUGAUGGUGAGGAUGGGGAGCUGUCAGUUAGCGAAAACGAGGACAUGCAAGAAAAACCUGAGGAAGCAUCUUCCAGUGAUGCAGACUCUGAUGAUGGCCGUAGAAGAUAUGAUGCAAAAAUGGAAGAGCUUAUGGAUCAAGCGUAUGAAAAUUAUGUGACAAAAAAGGAGGGAAGUGCAAAGCAGCGAAAGCGUAUGAAAGAAGAGGCUCAAAGUUUGGAGGAUGUUGACAGGGAAGAUACGAUUCCAUCUGACUAUGAUUCAGACAGAGAUGAGGCUGAUCAGGAAAAGAAUCCUCUCUUAGAUGCUCUUGAUGAUGGGGAAGGAGCAACUCAGGAGGAGGUUACGAAUAACUGGUUUAGUCAGGCGAUCUUUGCUGAAGCUGUAGAGCAGGGUGAUUUGGAGAAGUCUGAUAGUGAGGACGAGAUGCAGGUUGAAAAGCCAGAAGAUAAAUUACCCCUGCCUGAGAAGCCCCUGGAAAAGACGGUUAAAAAUGUUGAAGAAAAGUCUGAAAAUCGUGUUGCUGGGUCCAAUUUUAAUCAUGAGAUCAAAGCUAAGAAGGCUGAUGAUGAUUUUGAGAUUGUCCCUGCUCCAGAUACAGAUACUGAUUCAAGUGAUGACUCAUCAUCAGAUGAGUUGGACGAUAUGGAUACCUAUAGAAAAGCUGAAAUAUUGGCAUGUGCAAAGAAAAUGUUGUCAAAGAAAACCAGGGAAGAGAUACUUGAUGAUGCAUAUAAUAAGUACAUGCGUGAUGACGAAGGCUUGCCCAAAUGGUUUUUGGAUGAGGAAAAGAAGCACCGACGACCAAUACGGCCAGUGACCAAAGAAGAGAUUAAUGCAAUGAAAGCGCAGUUUAAAGAAAUUAAUGCUCGGCCGGCAAAGAAGGUGGUAGAGGCUAAAGCUCGCAAGAAGCGUGUUGCCAUGAGGAAGCUUGAGAAAAUUCGCAAGAAGGCCAAUGUAAUAUCAGAUCAGGCAGAUAUCUCUGAUCGUUCAAAGAGCAAGCAAAUUGACCAAUUGUAUAAGAAGGCUGUGCCCAAGAGGCCUAAAAAGGAGUAUGUGGUUGCGAAGAAAGGAGUUCAAGUCAAGGUUGGCCCGGGUAAAGUCCGUGUUGAUGCUCGAAUGAAAAAGGAUGCAAGGGGUCGUGGAACAGGUAACAAAUGGGCAGGGAAAGGCAGCGAAAAGAAAGGAAAAAAUACAAAGGAGAAGAGAGGUAAAGGUAAAGGAUCUGGGAAGUUUUCAGGAGGGAAGCCGUCGGGAAAGAAGGGUGGUAGCAAAGGAAGAAAGAUGGGCAUGCAUGACUGAGCAGAAGUCAUUUGCUUGUUUAUUUCUUUUUCAUAUUUUUGUUUAAUCAUUGCUUUAUAAAUGAUCGAUUUCUGUAGCAAUUUUGAGCCAGACUUUAUUUGUUAGAACGGAUUUUUUGUUUAUCAGAGUUCUAAUCAUUAUUCAAUCAAACUACCGUUUCCGGAGA
Messenger RNA from Argentina anserina (silverweed cinquefoil), 2766 nucleotides. RefSeq names its product adoMet-dependent rRNA methyltransferase spb1. Lineage: Eukaryota; Viridiplantae; Streptophyta; Magnoliopsida; Rosales; Rosaceae. Gene Ontology annotation, cellular component: nucleolus; nucleus; preribosome, large subunit precursor. The record is from RefSeq and is a predicted model, not a curated record. The coding region runs from base 42 to 2600 and encodes 852 amino acids. Gene Ontology annotation, biological process: maturation of LSU-rRNA from tricistronic rRNA transcript (SSU-rRNA, 5.8S rRNA, LSU-rRNA); maturation of 5.8S rRNA from tricistronic rRNA transcript (SSU-rRNA, 5.8S rRNA, LSU-rRNA); rRNA methylation. Gene Ontology annotation, molecular function: rRNA (guanine) methyltransferase activity; rRNA (uridine-2'-O-ribose)-methyltransferase activity. The transcript is spliced from 11 exons.